Ochlerotatus camptorhynchus is the source of this 2070-nucleotide messenger RNA. RefSeq names its product zinc finger protein 883-like. The coding region runs from base 167 to 1894 and encodes 575 amino acids. The transcript is spliced from 3 exons. Gene Ontology annotation, cellular component: nucleus. NCBI's taxonomy places the organism in Eukaryota, Metazoa, Arthropoda, Insecta, Diptera, Culicidae. Gene Ontology annotation, biological process: regulation of gene expression. The record is from RefSeq and is a predicted model, not a curated record.
AUAGCAGCAGAAAAACAAAAGUUUUCAAAAUUUAGGAAAAAAUCAUUAAAAUAAUUAGUUUUAAGCAAUAGUUUAGAAUUAAUACAUUCGAAAUACAUCCUAGAUUGUACCGUAUCUAGUUGGGUGAAAAAGGGCCAGCCGCAAUCGUAAAAAGUUUAUAGUAGAUAUGCUCGGGAAAUAUACUGAAUCCCCGGAAGGAGCCCGCAACAGGAGUAAUCCGGUAGUCAUGUCGAUGAUGCCGCCACCGCCGCUCUACCCCUCCUCGUCAGCGGCUCCACCUUCCACCUCAUCUACGACGCCUCGCAGACCGAAUGAGUCAACCGGAUCUUCCACCACAACCGUAGUCAACAUUGUCACCAGUUCCCCAACGGAGACGGCAGCCAUUAUUGCUGCUGCCACCGGUGCCCCGGCCAGUCCGGAAUCUACCGUCAAACAACUGACUCCACAGUAUCAGUGUCAAAUUUGCUUGAAGUGCUUCAACAGUGUCGGCACUUUGUCGGUCCACUUGAAUACGCACGAGAAUUCACCGCAAAUCGAGUACCGUAAUGCGGUAACCACCUACAACGGUCAGAUUGUUACCGGCGCUAGCCCGAUCAAGACGGAACCGCAACCGUUCCAGUUGCUGGCAUCGCCAAGCUAUGCCGGGGGAGUGCAAGGCUUCCAGAUGGCAGGCGGCUCCGGACAGGCAUGCCAAAUCUGCCAGAAAGUAUUCAACGCUAGCGACCAGUACCAGAACCACAUGAAAAUUCACGAGAACGAGUUCCGGAAUCGAGCGCUGUACCAGGCGGGAAGCAGUGGGCAACAGUUGCCAGUGACGGUCAAGGAGCCGGAACCAUCGGACGAGGGAGAUGGAAAACCAAUUGAUUGUAUCGUGUGCCAUAAGAAGUUCCAGACUGCUACGCAGCUAGCAGUACAUCUCAGGGAACACAGCUCUGAAAAGCCGUAUCGGUGUUCCGUCUGCGGUAAGGGCUUUAUUCAGUCAAACAACUUGUCCACCCACAUGAAGGUCCAUUCGGGACAGAAGCCGUACAAGUGUGAAAUCUGUGGCAAACACUUUAGCCAAUCGAACAACCUGAAGACACACGUUAGGACCCACACGAACGAACGUCCAUAUGCUUGCGCUAUUUGCGAGAAGCGUUUCAACCAGAAGAACAAUCUAACGACCCAUAUGCGAACCCAUUCGCUCGUCUGUAAGGUUUGUCGAACGCAGUUCCAUCAUCCAACGGAGCUGGCCAAGCACGUCCGGGUUUGCUAUGCAGAUCAAAAGCCCAACAUAUGUACCGUAUGUAACAAGGUCUUUAUGAACCAGGACGAUAUGAGCGAUCACAUGAAGCAGCACAAUCAGAUUAAGCCCCACAAAUGCCAGAUCUGCCAGAAAACGUUCACCCAAUCGAACAACUUGAAGACCCAUAUGAAGACACACAUCUUCCAGGAUCCGUUUAAAUGUUCCUUCUGUUCGCGCUCGUUUCCGAACGAGGAAGAAUUCAGCCGCCACUCGUUGGUCCAUUCGUCGCCGAAGCCGUUCAACUGUCCGUACUGCGGAAAACAAUUCAUUCAGUCGAACAACCUCAAGACCCACGUCCGAACCCACACCGGCGAGAAACCGUACAAAUGUUACAUCUGCGACCGUCUGUUCAACCAGAAGAACAACCUCAACACCCACAUGCGCAUCCACCAGGGUCUCAAACCGUACCAGUGCACCAUCUGCGAGAAACGCUUCAACCAGAGCAACAAUCUGAAUAAGCACAUCUACAAGGUGCACUGUCACGAGAAGAUGGGACCCGUGGUGGGAACGGUGGCCACGAUGACCGGUACGAUAGAUGGAGCUGUUGUCGUCCCGGCUGCGGCCACCGUUGCCGGGUUGGAUGGCUUGGCAUCGGGGACGAACAGUUGACUACGAUAGAUACCGGUGGCGGAUGGGUCGUUGAUGGACGUGGUGAAUCUCCGAUGGAACGGCCGCGAAAUGCGAAUGGUAUGCCCCUUUUAUUAGUAACUAGUUAUACUCGUAUAUUACUGAAAUAAUUAUGAUACCGUAGUCGUGUAAAAAAAUAUAUAUGUUAUGGGUCUAAA